This is a messenger RNA of Phaedon cochleariae (mustard beetle), 1129 nucleotides long. NCBI's taxonomy places the organism in Eukaryota, Metazoa, Arthropoda, Insecta, Coleoptera, Chrysomelidae. The record is from the annotation of a GenBank genome assembly.
CAGAUUCGGCGGCUUCAGAUUACCGCAAAAUUCGGAAAUGGACGCCCCAAAGACCUCGGACGUCGUUUUGAUAUCGGGAAAUUCCCACCCUGAGCUGGCCAGCUUGAUUCACAAAAGAUUGGGGGUGAAAUCGAGCGGAUGCGCCGUUUUCCACAAGUCCAAUCGCGAAUCUAUGGUACAGAUCAACGACUCCAUUCGUGGUAAAGAUGUCUACAUAAUACAAACUGGAGCCAAAGAUGUCAACAACAGUAUCAUGGAACUUCUCAUCAUGGCGUAUGCUUGCAAGACGUCAUCUGCUAAGUCGAUCGUAGGCGUAAUUCCGUAUCUUCCAUACAGCAAGCAGUGUAAGAUGCGGAAGAGGGGCAGUAUAGUGACGAAACUGUUGGCCCAAAUGAUGUGUAAAUCGGGGCUGACGCACAUCAUCACGAUGGACCUGCACCAGAAGGAGAUCCAAGGGUUCUUCGAUUGUCCCGUGGACAAUCUACGAGCUAGUCCUUUCCUUCUUCAGUACAUACAAGAAAGUAUCCCGGACUAUCGCAACUCGGUGAUAGUGGCUCGGAAUCCGGCGGCGACGGCAAAGGCGACGUCGUACGCGGAACGUCUUCGUCUCGGCAUCGCCGUCAUCCAUGGCGAGCAGAAAGAGGCGGAAUCAGACGAAGUGGACGGCAGGUAUUCUCCUCCGACAGUGCCUCGUUCUCGAACGAUGGACGCCGGCGUCGGGGUGCCGGUGAGAAUCGCCAAGGAGAAGCCGCCCAUCAACGUGGUAGGCGACGUGGGCGGCAGAAUCGCCAUCAUGGUGGAUGAUUUGAUCGAUGACGUCCAGUCUUUCGUGGCAGCCGCUGAAGUUCUGAAAGAAAGAGGCGCCUACAAGAUUUACGUGCUGGCAACCCACGGGCUACUUUCUUCGGAUGCGCCCAGACUAAUAGAAGAUUCUCCCAUCGAUGAGGUCGUUGUAACUAAUACUAUUCCUCACGAACUACAAAAAAUGCAGUGCCACAAGAUAAAAACUGUGGACAUAUCUAUUCUAUUAUCCGAAGCUAUUAGACGCAUCCACAACAAGGAAUCCAUGUCUUAUCUAUUCAUCCUUCCUUCCCUCUUUUAUUUGAAGAGCUAUCGCAAGUUUUCUUGA